AUGGAAGAAGACGGGCACAACGCCCUCAGUCUGGCCGCAUAUUGUGGGACGAUCGAGAUCGUGGAAUCACUACUCGCCCAUGGUGCCACGGUAGACGUGCUGGGACCAGAUAGCCGAACCGUACUGCAUGUGGCCGUGGCAGGCGACAAUCCUGAUGUCGUCCCAUCGCUCUGUCGCGCAGGCAUCGCGAUUAAUGCACUCGAUGCGUCGGGAAACACGGCUCUUCAUUUGGCGGCUCUUUACGGACGUGCUGCUUUCGCCCGCUUGCUUCUGGAGAUGGGGGCAGACUUGUCCAUCUCUCCAGGGGAUGGACGAACGGCGUUGCAUUAUGCUGCCUUCAAUGGACAAGUAGAUCUCCUACAGGUGCUAGUAGAUGCUGGCGCCGAAGUGGGCGCCAUCCAUCGCGACGGAGGUCACACGGCGCUGCACUAUGCCGCCAUCAAGGGAAGUGCCGAUGCAUUUCGCGUUCUCAUGCACGCGGCCGACGCCCAGAACCUCGAUUUACUCAGCCCCUGCUGGUGCGGAGGAACUGUCUUGUCCAAGGCCGCAACCAAGGGUCACCGAGUCAUUAUUGAGCUGAUGGUGGAACGAGGCAUAGAUGUGACGGCUUGCCAUGAUGGGUCGUCGGCCCUGCAUGCGGCGGCAGCAGCUGGGCAGACCCAUCUUGUCGAGUUCUUGUUGUCCCUGGGGUCUGAUCCGAUACAACUGGACUGGUUUGGUCGAUCCUCCAUGGACUGGGCCGCUCGACAUCUUCCGACACUGGAGAAGCUGAUAGGAGAUGGUCCCUCAUCAAUUCCUCCACCCGAUGAAGGGAAACGAAUUUCAGCUCUAAAGAAGGGCAUCACGAUGCUUGCCACUCGAGCCCUAACGGAGGGAAAGUCGGCCUCGUACCGGCUGGGAAAGUGUCUGCUCUACAUCGAUGAUGUCUCCGCGGCCCGUAUCGCAUUUCUGUAUGAUGCUAAGGUCGAUCCUAGUGUUCCUGACAGUGCCUGGGCCGUUUGUGAUCUCUGUAGAGAGAAGCCGGCAGUCACAGAAGGUCGAUUUGUGUGUCAAACCUGUCCCGAUAUCGAUCUCUGUCGCCAGUGUUUGGACCAGUACUACCAGGAUGGGCUUCAAGUCAGGUUGUGUAAUGGACAUCAAUUUUUUGAGGUUCAAGCCUCUGGCGAAGAGCUCCUCGCUAUACAGACAAAGGAAAUCAGAGAGACAUGGCUCCGUAGCCUCAUUGCAAUGUACGAUAGCUCUACCUAG
Molecule: messenger RNA, 1248 nt
Organism: Penicillium macrosclerotiorum
Lineage: Eukaryota; Fungi; Ascomycota; Eurotiomycetes; Eurotiales; Aspergillaceae
Exons: 1
Coding region: 1-1248 (415 amino acids)
Molecular function (GO): protein binding; zinc ion binding
Source: RefSeq, a predicted model, not a curated record